CGGUCUCCUCGGCCUGGGUCCCUGAGUGGCGGCGGAAUGGAGGAGAAGGUGGACUCCAGCACCGCUCCAGACGGCUCCUGCGUGGUGUCGGCACAGGAGACCGAAAAGUGGAUGGAGGAGGCGAUGCGAAUGGCCAAGGACGCACUUGAAAACACUGAAGUUCCUGUUGGCUGUCUGAUGGUCUAUAACGAUGAGGUUGUGGGGAAAGGAAGAAAUGAAGUCAAUCAGACAAAAAAUGCUACUCGGCAUGCUGAAAUGGUGGCCAUUGAUCAGGUCCUAGACUGGUGCCGUCGACACAGCCGGAGUCCUGCUGAAGUGUUUGAGCACACCGUGCUGUACGUCACCGUGGAGCCAUGCAUCAUGUGCGCAGCUGCCGUCCGCCUCAUGAAAAUCCCACUGGUCGUCUAUGGCUGUCAGAAUGAACGGUUUGGUGGUUGUGGUUCCGUCCUAAACAUUGCCUCUGCUGACCUACCCAGUACCGGGAGACCGUUCCAGUGCAUCCCGGGAUAUCGUGCUGAGGAGGCUGUGGAGCUCCUAAAGACCUUCUACAAACAAGAAAACCCAAAUGCACCCAAAUCAAAAGUUCGGAAAAAGGAUUGUCAGAAAUCCUGAUGUUCUGAUGAAAGACUGGUGCCCUUUGGAGACCUGGACAGAAUUCCCGACUGAGAGCCGUUGGUGUUGCUGGUCAUGCUUAUAUGUUGUUGUUACUGUGUGGGAAAAUGGUGUCUCUCGUCAUGUCAUUUGCUCUGUUAAGGGAACAAAUGAGCCCUUUUUAAAGUCUGACAAAUGUAAACAGCUAUUAGCUCUUCCUGAGCUGAAAGAGUGUCUCAGGGAGGGGGAGGAUUAAGAUUUGAAGUCACAGAGAUCCCUAAGCAGUGCCCGCCCUUCAGCUACAGUUUUCGUCCUGGUCUUUAAGAAGCUGUUCGAGAUCAGGGCAGGAGAAGGCUGAGUGACAAACUGCUUGCUGUGCAAGCAAGAGGCCUCCACCCCCAGCACCCACAAAUGCCAGGCGGGCUUGGUGGCCCUACCUGCAGUUCCAGUGCUUAGAAGGCAGAGUUGGUUUCCAAGAUCCCAAUGCACGCAAGUUAGGUCAGCCCUUCUUGGUGAGCUCUGUGUUCAAAUGAGAGAUCCUGCCUCAGUGAGGAAAGUGAAGAGUGAUCUAGGAGGCCCCCAGGAUUCAACCCUAGACCUCACACACACACACACACACACACACACACACACACACACACACACACACACACGUGCAUGCACACACACGUGCAUACACAAGAUGCACAUACUUACAUCGACACCAUACACAUACACAAGCAAGCAAAAAGAAAAAGGAAGAAAGGAAAAAGAAAAGAGUCUUUGGAAGCUUGAUCAAAGGAAGUAGAAGGAGGAAAGCCAGCCUUGGGCUUUUACUGAGUGUGUGCAAACCCAGUCCUGCACAUGGCUCCACCAGGCCUUGGGGACCUGGGCUCAUGCUAGUUUGUAGUGUGGCUUUAUGUAUAUGUCAGGGAUUCGUGCAUGGGUGUGGAGGCAAAGGACAAUCUCAGGUGCCUUUCCUUAGAGGUAGCCCCGCCCCUCCUCUUCCUACUGUGGUUUUUGGUUUGGUUGGUUUGUUUUCUUUUUUUAGGCUAGGUUUCUUACUGGCCUGAAUUUUAUCAUUUAACCAGGCCGGCUGGCCAGGAAUGCCCAGGGUGUCACCUGUGUCCUCUAGGGCAGGAAUUACAGGGAUGCACCUUCCCUCCUUCCCUUCCUCCCUGCCCUCACCUUCCCUCCCUCCCUUCCUCCCUGGCUCCCACCUCCCCUCCCUCCCUUCUUUCUUGCUUGUUUUUAAAUGUGAGUUUCAGAGAUUGAACUCAGGUCCUUCUGCCACUAAACUGACUGAUAAUCUUCUCUCCAACCCUAGAACAUUUUUAAAAAGUAUUUAGGUAAAAUGGUUGCUUUUAAAGUAAGUGCUUAAGGGUCAUUUUAAAAUCAUAGCAUAUUGCUACAAUAAAAUUGUGUCCCUGCCUUCUUUGAAGAGGAGCAGUGUUAACUCAUGGGUGCUAGAGAGAUGGUUCAGGGGUUAAGGAUAUAUACUGUUCUUUCAGAGGAUACAAGUCUGGUUCCAGCACCUACACGGCAGCUCACACGGCCUGUAAUUCUAGUUCCAGGAACUCGAAUACCCUCUUCUGGACUCCAUGGGCACCUACACUUACAUGCGCACACACUCCCACAAUUUACACAGACACACGCACAAUUAAAAAAUGUUUUACAGAUAAAACUGAAAGUGUAGUUCCUUAUAAUAGAGCAACUAUUGUGUUAAGGGCCAUCUCUUCCUAGAACAAAACACAUUAUACUUCAAAACAAAAGACCUUGUAUUCUCAUGAGAGAUGAGUGAAAAAUUAUGUGACUUGCUGGAGAAUGCCAGGUGCUGCCAGGCACAAUGGUACACACUGUAACGCCAGCACUGGGGAGGUAAAGCAAGAGGAUUGUGACUUCAACCCCCCUCCCCAAAUUACAGCCAGAUGAUACCUGGGAUAAGAAUGUAGGAAUGAUGGUUACGGGGUGAAUAAAAUGAUUAAUGUAA
Molecule: messenger RNA, 2560 nt
Organism: Mesocricetus auratus (golden hamster)
Lineage: Eukaryota; Metazoa; Chordata; Mammalia; Rodentia; Cricetidae
Gene: Adat2
Product: adenosine deaminase tRNA specific 2
Exons: 6
Coding region: 37-612 (191 amino acids)
Biological process (GO): tRNA wobble adenosine to inosine editing
Cellular component (GO): cytoplasm; nucleus
Molecular function (GO): tRNA-specific adenosine-34 deaminase activity; zinc ion binding
Source: RefSeq, a predicted model, not a curated record